Messenger RNA from Nomia melanderi (Alkali bee), 7873 nucleotides. The record is from RefSeq and is a predicted model, not a curated record. Lineage: Eukaryota; Metazoa; Arthropoda; Insecta; Hymenoptera; Halictidae.
GCAAAAAGAGGAUAAUUUGGCUCCAGAGUUCACCGUAAGAGAAAAUUCCGGAAAAAUGGUUGUCGGCGAGGCGAGCAUACACAACAUAAUGGGCGGCAUGGAGAGCACGGGCGGGGUGCGUCUUCACAAUCACAAACGGAAAUUGAAGCAGAGGUUCGACAUCAUCAAGAAGCUCGGCCAAGGUACUUACGGUAAAGUUCAGCUAGGCAUAAAUAAAGAGACCGGUCAAGAAGUGGCGAUUAAGACGAUCAAGAAAUGCAAAAUUGAAACAGAGGCCGAUCUCAUCAGGAUACGAAGGGAAAUCCAGAUAAUGUCGAGCGUGCAACACCCGAACAUUAUUCACAUUUACGAAGUCUUCGAGAACAGGGAGAAAAUGGUGCUGGUGAUGGAGUACGCGGCCGGCGGCGAACUUUACGAUUACCUGAGCGAACGCAAAGUCUUGUCGGAGCACGAGGCGCGCAGGAUAUUCCGGCAGAUAGCGACCGCGGUUUUUUAUUGUCACAAACACAAAAUUUGUCACAGAGAUCUCAAGCUGGAGAACAUAUUGUUGGAUCAAGUGGGGAACGCGAAGAUAGCGGACUUUGGACUGUCGAACGUGUUCGACGAGCAGAGGCUGCUGAACACGUUCUGCGGCAGUCCGCUCUACGCCAGCCCGGAGAUCGUCAAGGGCACUCCUUAUCACGGACCCGAGGUCGACUGCUGGAGCUUGGGCGUCCUCCUCUACACGUUGGUCUACGGUGCCAUGCCGUUCGAUGGCUCAAACUUUAAACGACUAGUCAAACAGAUCUCGCAGUCGGAUUACUUUGAACCGAAAAAGCCGUCGCCUGCCUCUCCUCUCAUCAAAGAUAUGCUGACGGUGAUGCCCGGCAAGCGAGCCGACAUAGAGAAAAUUUGCACUCAUUGGUGGGUAAACGAGGGCUACGAGCAAAACUGUCUGGACAUCGCGGAAGAGUUGGCCGCCCAGACGCCCGUGCGACUCGAUCUGUUGCUCUCCCUGGUGCCUCAGUCGGCCAGCGCGGAGAAGCUGGUGGUAGGCGACGACCCGCAAGCGGCCGGGGACGUCGGAAAUAACGUGUCUUCCGAGACUCUGGUACCCACCAGGUGCCAUUCCGUCGGCAGCUUGAUGGAGCUGGAUCGAAACAAUUCCGAUAGGAGGAUAAGGGAACUGCUCUUGCUGGAGGACGAGCAGAUGGUUGCCGCGCCGUCCACCGGCGACGCGAAACGAAAGCUCGAAACGACGCCGUCGAUGGACGAAACGGCUGCCGCCGGUGUCAAGAGGAAGGAACGAUCCAGGAGGAAGGAAAGGACCGAGGAGAGAGAACCUAGAACGUACAGAUCGGGAUCCAGGCAUCAUUCGGCUCCGAUUCCAAACUCGAUCACGGAAGAAGCUAUGGAAGUGGAUCCGGUGGUUCACACGAGCGACAUCGUCGACCCGAACGCAUCGGACUCGGCGGCCGGUUGCUUGGAGUUGAUCGAAGAGUGCAACGAAAGGUCGCCCAGCAAGGAACGAAGCAAAACGCCGAUACCACCGCCACCGGUACAAUCGCAGAACCGGGAAGAACCGAUCGCGGACGCGUCCAUGGAUACCGCGAAAUCGGCCGACCGCGACGAGAAAUUAUCGCGAAACGAGGCUGACGAGUCCUUCGAAGGAUUCCAGGAGACAUCGGAGAUCAACCAGCCCUCCGACGCCGAACAGAACUUGCCCGCGACAUCCGAGGAUCGUCCCAAAGGCGUUUCAAAGCCCCAAACCGUCAAAUCCGAGACGAUCGCUGAUCUAGGAAGCGACGACUCUGUCAGUUUAGAGGCGACGCAACGAGAGUUCAAGAAACUCAAAGAAAAGGCGCUCUCUCUCGACUCGGAACUCUCCGGAGAAGCCCGGGAGGUUCCGGCGAAAACGUUCGAGAGAAGGCGUUCCAAGAUAUUCGAAACCGCGGAAAAGUUCAACCAAAUGGCAUCGAGCGUGGAAACCGAGAAGCCGAAAAAGAUCUUCAUACCUGGCGUGAACGUGGGCGGCGCGAAACGCGUGUUCGAGAGGAAAGCCAGUCUGUCCUCUAUCGGCGCUCCACCUCCGGCGAAGCACAGCGCGUCCAAAAUUAUCAUCGACGUGCCGACGGACAAAAAGGCGGAAAAAUCCGUCGAGCAGCCGAAACUUCCUCGAGAGACUCGCAGCGACGAGCCGCUACGACAACAACAUCAGCAUCAGCAGCAGCAGCAGCAGGAGCAGGAGGAGGAGAAGAAGAGGGACGAGGCGAAAAAACGAGCCGUCGACAUAAUAACCGGCGCGAUUGGAAAGCCUCCCAUGCAGAGAAGAGUAAACGGAUCGCCGCCGGCUUCGCCGUCGGGAACCGGCCAGGAACCGAGGAAGCUUCCGUUGAAGAUACCCGUCGGAGCAAACGACAUGCGGACCGCCACCGUGUCGGUCUCCACGCCCGUCGACACCAACUUCGCGUUCGAGGUCAAGUCGUCGGAGGCGGACAAGAAGCGAGCAUCGAUCUCGAACGUCGCAACAACGUCCAGCGACAUCGCGGAUAACGAUUCUCAACCGGAGGAGCCGAGAAUGUCCAGCAAAAUGGAGAUAACUCUGAAGAGCGCGACUCUGCCGAGGCCGCGAAAGACGAGCAAAGCCGAGAUCUCGUUGUCGGGAACAAAGUCGUCGGAACCGGCGGCGUUCAGAUCCGAGGUGGAAGCGAAGAUCGACGCGUUCCACCCGCAGAAGCUGCGAACGCAAAGAUCCGAGGUGGCCUUCCCCGUCGCGGCCGCGAUCCCGCAGCCGAACCGAAGCGCGAGCCUCGAGCCCGAGUUCAGACCGAUGAACGUCGCUCCCAAGGAGAGGAUAAUACCGAUACAGGUCGAAGGCGACGGCGAGCGGUCGUUGCAACGCUCGUCGGCGAGCCCGCCAACGUCGCCGACGUCUCCUCCGUCGAUGCCCGCCGCGCCCAAGCCACCGAUGCCGCAAAGAUCGAUCUCUCAACGGUCGGGAUCGCUGUCCCGCCAGUCCACCGCUGAUUCGGACACCGACAGCGCUCUGGGCUCGACCGUCGGUCCGGAACCGAUCAGGAAGAGUCCCAGAGAGUACAUAAUUCCUAUCGCGGUCGAGGGCGGUGGUUACGUCACGCCGAGAUCGGGCAGCGUGGAGCCGGAAAGCAAGGCCGGCACGCCGACGAGCGCCAACACGUCCAGGUCCAGGUUCGGCAGACCCCGAAGAAUGAGCUCUCUGCUGUCGGACGCCAGCGAGGACGAGUCCGCGUUCUCCACGUUGCAGAGAGACAGCGAGGACCUCCUGCAGAGGCACAUGCAUCGACUGAGAAGCUCCCGGCCGUCGAGGCAACCCCCGGAACACGCGGACAGCUUGUCUUCCGGCGAGGACGACGACGACGACGGGUUCGAGCUGCUCACAGCCGAGAAUCUCUUCUCCACGCUGCUCUCCAGAGUGCGGAGCUUGACGCAGAGACUGAACGUGGACGAUAACCGAAACGCCGGCUUCCCCAGUUCCCGGCUGUUCGGCAGGCUGGGACCGAACACGUCGCAAGCCUUUUGGGGUCUGAACAAGCCGUUAUCGAGCUACCAGACGUAUGUCGAAACGAGGACUGUGACUACGCGGUUGACGGAGUCCCAGUUCAGGCAUUCGCUGAGCCGCGACGGCGACGCGUUCUUAAGGAAAGAGUCCGUCGACUCGACGAGUCCUGGAAGCCCGAACAACGGCCCGAGAUCGCACAGUACUCCCACGAGGGAGACCGUCUUCGAUAUCGGCAACAACACCUUGCCAAGAGAUAAAGUAGACCGCGAAGACGCGGAGCCGGAGCCGGCACGAGUCAGAAAAGAAACGCGGGAAUCGCUGGAGCGUAGCUUCACGCCGAGCUUGGCGAAGCGGCUGAGCAGAUCCUUCAUCGAGCAAACCAGGCGAUCCCUGCCUUACGAGAAGCGAUACCGACGCUCGCCCGGCAGAGAGACCACGCCGACCGCGUUCCUGGACGCGCCCGAGGCGGCCGUCUCCGACCGGACCGAGUACAAGGAGCAUCGCCUCCCGGCCAGUCGGACCGGCGUGCGGCGCUCCAACAGUCUGCUGGAGCCGGGCGCCAGCAGGGACGCGUACCGCUCGGCCCCGUCGCCGGUCCCGGUGCCGAGGCGCAGCGUCAGCCUGUUCGACGACGACCUGGACCUAGACCUAGACCUCCGCCUGGAGCUGGACGCGGCCAGCGCGGCGCGCGCGCCGCCCGCCGGAAAGCUGCCGCGCAGGGAGAACUUCCAGUCGUACAGGGCGGACAAGAUUCAAGAGGAGACGGUCGACGACCGGUCCGAGCUGGAGCGCGUCGACAGCUACGCGACCGACAACGGCUCCGUCUCGGACUGCGCCUCCGGACAGUCCGGCAACCCGCCGGACGCCGCGUCCAGCGUCUCCACGAAAUCGUACGACACCUCGCCCACCACCGAAUCCUCCUCGAACGCGCUCGACUACAGGCCCUUCUCCUUCUCGUACGCCGGCAAGUCGGACCGCUCGAGGAGCUUCGAGAACAGGCUGCUCGCCGCCGAGAAUCUCAUCAAGGAGUCGAAACUGCGCAACCUGGGCGCCAACAAGUUCGACCCGAACCUCAGCUCCAACUACCGGGACACCGACAAGUGCGAGAAACAGUCGUUGAUUUCCAUCGGCGAAACGACCGGCUGCUCGGCGGCGAACCCGAGCAAACGGAGGAGUUGCAUACCGAGCCUGCGGCUGCGCUCCGGCUCGCUGUCCAGGGAUCCGACCUCGUCCGUGGAUCGCCGCAAGUCGUUCGCGGACACUCGCGACCUCGGCUGCGCCGCCGCGCGAGCUCUCACCCCGGAAAAGUCUAUUCUCAGCAAAAUCUUCAGAUCCGCCGGCAACCGGCCGGACAAGGAGGCGGACCAGAAGGAGAAGGACAAGUCGCAAAAGUCGAAGCAGCACAGGAUAUCGCGGUUUCUGCGACCCGACUUCUUCGACACGCCGAGGGAGGAGAGCAAGUACGCCAAGGAGAAGGAGGAACGGAAAGCGGCGGAGAACGAGAGGCGCAAGUCGCGCUUCAUGCGUCGAAAGACCGAGAACAAGGGGCUCGAGGCGACCGCCGUUCAACAGGAGAGCCGAGAGAAGGAGCUGAAGAACGAGAUCAACGCCCUGAGGAAGGAUCAUCGCUCGGCGGACGCUGCGCAGGAGAAGCUGGAUAGGGAGGCGGAGGCGGCGGCGCUGCUGCCGCUGCCCAACGAGCAUCCGGACGCUGGCCAACGGAAAGUCGAGAGGUACGGUUCGCGCAACAGCUUCUUGCACUCGCUCGAGAAGAAGCUGGAAAGGCUCCGAUCGAGCGAAGAGGCGACCGCCACUCUGACCUCGACCCCGACGCAAACUCCGACGGAAAGCCCGACGCAGACUCCGACGCAGUCCCCGACUCCCGUCAGCACUCCGGUCACCACUCCGAUCACCACUCCGACCAAACUGUUGGCGAACGGAGGAAUCCCCGUAGAAUCGCGCGAACGCUCCGCUCCGCCGGGCGAGCAUCGCUCGUCCCUAGAGUCGGGUUCCCUCCAGAAAGCGGUCAGCGUGGAAGACGUGACCGCGAGCAAACCUGCCGGACGACCGUCUUCCAAGAGCAAAGUAUCGACCGUGCUGGGAUUGUUCAGAACCGCGGACGCGUCGAAACAGACGACGGCCGCGAACCGCGGCCAGACCGCGAUCCUGAGCAGGCUGAAGAAGAGCCCUCCGCAGUCCGCGAAAGGGGACGCGGCGGCUUCCGGCGAGGACGCGUCCUGCGCGAACGGUACCAGCGGCAACGGCAACGGCAACGGCAACGGCAGCAGGAUACCUACCAAACUGACCAAGACCGAGCCCAAGCCGACCAAGAAACCGAUCGGAGACGGCAAGAAGCUCGCCGCCGAGAAACUCGGAUCCGACGUCGAGUCGCCGAAGCGAUCUCCGCCAAAGGAGAAAGUCCCGAUCGCGAAAGAGAAGAGGGAGAAGAGCGAAAAGGAUCCGAAAAGUUCGAAAUCGGCCGACCGAGAGUCCGCGGACGCGACUCGCGGCAAGUCGAACGGCGAAGUGAAGCGGGCCGAGGAGCCCGCCGACAGGAGGACGGACAUUCCUCGCGAAGAACCCGCGAGCGGCGGCACGAUCGACAAGAAACAGCUCAAGACCAGGAAGAAUCGAUCGCUGGCGGAGGCCGGCUCGGCCGACGACGCCGACAGAAAGACCGCGCGAAAGACGAGCAAGGGUUCCGAGACCGGAGAGAACGCGGACGGCGACGAAACUAAAAAGAAAAAGGUGGCGCGAACGGUGAAGAAGCUCGCGAAGAAACCGUCCUCCGACGGUGCCGAUGGCGCCGACGGCACCGACGACAAACCGGACGAGUCGGGGAAAUCCGCGAAACCCCGAACUAAAAAGAAACCGGCCUCCGCCGGCGAAUCGUGCUCGGAAUCGGCCGUCGCCGCCAAGACCCCUCCGAAAUCGAAGGAGAACGGCGUCGAGGUCCAAACGAACGGCAAGUCCUCCGCGCGCUCCAGUCUCGCCGACUCCGUCAAGCUCUCGUCCAAGUCCGAUUCCCAGGAAUCCGAACACGCCGGGAAGACCAUCGGCAAGCCGUGCUCGUCCGCCUCGACGGCCGCGACCACUCCACCGAAGAGACCGAGCGUCGGUAACCUCGGAGCGGAGGAGUCGUCGCCGAACGGUCACCAACCGAAACCGAAUCAAGAAUUUCAACGCGCGAACAGGAGUAACUUGAAGCUCGACCUGUCCAAGAUACCUCAGCACUCGUUCAGAAACACCACGCCGAAGAAGGAGUCGCCGAAAUCCGCCUCGCCGGUCGUUUCUGCCGGGGAAUCUCAAGAUCUUCCCGACAAACUGAUGGAAUGUCUGUCGAAAGUGACGCAUCGCGCUUCCAUCACCGGAAACAAGAUCGUGAUCGACAAACCGCUGCGCGCCAAGGACGUCGCAGAGUUGAAGAGGGAGGUGACCGAGUGCGCCAAGAUCCUCGAGAGUCACGCGGAGGUCGACGACCGGGAACCGACGAAAACGCACCACCGGACGGAGUCGCUGGAAAAGAAAGACGAGGAGAAGCGAAUCGUCGCGACCUCGACGGCCGCGCCCGUGCAACCGAUCGCUCUGGAUUCCUCGCACUCGAACGAAUCCAAAGAGUCCAAAGAACCCAAAGAACCCAAAGAACCCAAAGAACCCAAAGAAUCGACCGAGUCGAAGGCGUCGCCGAUGGAUUACGCGAGCGAACCGUUCUCGCCGGUCGAAGAGCCCGAGAGCUUCGAUUCUUGGUCGGUGAGCUCGGCCGAGCUGAAUCACGCUCGAACAGAGGUGCACUCGCCGACGUCCCCGUCGCUCGCUUCGUACGGGAGGACCGAUAAUUCGGAAUCGGUGAUCGAUCGGAUCCGCAGACGGAGCUUUUAUUCGCGAUUCAACGACAGACGGAGACCGUCGCUGACCGCGCCGCCGCCGGGCCUGGGGCUGUCGGCGAGCGGCGCGUCGUUGCCGCGAAAGUACAGCUUCAGCGGGCACAGGGAGCUUCGGGACCGCGGCAAGUACGGGGCCGCCGGCGCGUACGGCCUCGGGCCGGUCCAGUCGAUCGGGUCCAGGCACGGGGAUCAACACCGCACCAGGAGCUUCGACCUGUACGCCGACGACGCGGUCGCCGCCACCGUCGCCGCCACCGUCGCCGCGCGAAACCGAUCCCUCGAGAGGCCGAGGUACUCCGACGCGGCGGCCGCCUCCUCGUACGCCCCGUCCUCCUCCUCCUCGUCGACGUCGCCGUUCCCGAUGGCCCCGUACCCGUACAUCGGCGCCGAUUCGAGGUCCUCGAUCGAUCACCUGCCGCCCCUGUCCUCCUCGUACGACCCGCUCCGGCGAUACAUCAGGUCCCCGACCUUC